Tyto alba (common barn owl) is the source of this 5930-nucleotide messenger RNA. RefSeq names its product microtubule associated monooxygenase, calponin and LIM domain containing 1 (gene MICAL1). The transcript has 26 exons. The record is from RefSeq and is a predicted model, not a curated record. Gene Ontology annotation, molecular function: FAD binding; protein binding. Lineage: Eukaryota; Metazoa; Chordata; Aves; Strigiformes; Tytonidae. Bases 1152 to 4556 code for a protein of 1134 amino acids.
UGAGUUUGCCUGUUCUCGCAGCACACCGAGGGGUGCAGGGAUGUCACCGCACGUCCCCCUGUGCUGGGGACAGAGCCCGGGCUGUCCCCGGCCGUGGGGUUUGCAUUAGAGCCAUGUCCCACUGUGCUGGCCAGGCGCCCUCCACCACGGCACGUCCUCCGUCCCUGCUGCCUGGGGAGCUGUGAUUAAGACCUAAUGCUCGUUUGCUGCUGCCCAGGGGACAAAGCUGGGGCUGGAAGGAGCAGGUCGGUGUUCAGGCUUUCCCAUGGCACCACAGAGGGCUCACAAACAGAGGGAGCUCUUUCCGACCGCUCCGGCGCCUGGGAAAACCUCCUGGUUUGACGCAAACGCCCAGUUUCCGCGUCCGCCCCGGCCUCUCGCGGCCCCGAAACACGGGUGGGCUCCACUGCGCCUGCACCCAGCCUCUUUGCAGGGGGCUGGUAGGCUUGAAACGCCUUGGCUAAGCUGGAGAGGGGCCGUGGUGGGGGGUUCUGCACCAGGACCCCCAGACAGGGGCCCGUGGGGGCCGUGGGCCGGAGGGAUGGAGGUGCUGGGCUGGCCAGCCCCACUCACCGCAGCCGCCGGCAGUGCCACGGGUGACUCACGGGCGGCUGCCGACGUAACCCCCGCCCCGUAUGCCAGCUUGCCCCGUGUCCCUGAGUCACCGUCCCCAGCCUCGUGGCAGGUUGUCCCCGUGCGUCACCGGCACACGAGCCCCUUUGCCGUGACACCCGCCCUGGCAAGUGGCCACCAGCACCCCAAAGACGCCGCCACCAGAAACCCCCCCCAAAAAAGCACCCGGCCAGGAGCGAUCUUCGGUGACCCCGGCAGCUCCAUCCUCACCCCCCAGCGAAGCCAAAGGGUGAAGAGGAAGGAAGCGACGUCUUUGCUCCAAACCACCUCGCUCUGCUCUCGGCUACUGCAGGUACACGCCGUAUGGAGGAAGCCACUUUGUGCCACCACAGCCCUCCCCAUCCCCUCCCCUGACGUCACCGCGGCAGGGUGACACUGUGGCUCGCUGGGUGCAGCACCCGGGAAAGGCUCUGCCAGCUGCUGCCGGAAAGGGCCCUGAUUUUAGCAGCACCAUCACCCAACAGCACCCCAGGCUGGGAAACGUCACGCUCAGACACCAGGCUGCUGGGUGAAGCAAGAUGAGCGUGCCGGCCGACGAACCGGGCAACCCAGCCCAUGCCAUCUUUGAGAGGUUCCUGCGUGCCGGGGAGUGCCGGGAGGUGCUGGGCUGCUUCGGGGAGCUGUGCCAGUGCCUGGGGCUGCAGGGCGGUGGGCUGCAGCUCUACCACGGCCUCAAGGCUGCCCUCAACUACUGGAGUGCCAAGGCCCUGUGGAGCAAGCUGGAUAAGAAAGCCGGGCACAAGGACUACGACCAAGGCACAGCCUGUGCUGGCACCAAGUGCCUGGUGGUGGGGGCCGGCCCAUGCGGGCUGCGGGCGGCCAUCGAACUGGUGCUGCUGGGCGCGCGCGUGGUGCUGCUGGAGAAGCGGGACUCCUUCUCCCGCAACAACGUCCUGCACCUCUGGCCCUUCACCAUCCACGACCUGCGGGCGCUGGGUGCCAAGAAGUUUUACGGGCGCUUCUGCACCGGCACAUUGGACCACAUCAGUAUCCGGCAGCUCCAGCUGAUCCUGCUGAAGGUGGCUCUGCUCCUGGGGGUGGAGGUGCACAUCAAAGUGCAGUUCAAGGGUCUCGUCCCCCCCACGAGCAAGGCAGGCGGACAGGGCGGCUGGCGGGCUGUGCUGCAGCCCGGAUCCUCUCCCCUCAGCCACUAUGACUUUGACGUCCUCAUCUCAGCCGGCGGCGGCAAAUUUGUCCCCGAAGGGUUCAAGCGGAAGGAGACGCGGGGGAAGUUGGCCAUCGGCAUCACCACCAACUUCAUCAACCGCCACAGCCGGGCCGAGGUGGAGGUGGCGGAGAUCAGCGGCGUGGCCCGAAUCUACAACCAGAAGUUCUUCCAAAACCUCUACAACAAAACGGGCAUCGACCUGGAAAACAUCGUCUACUACAAGGACGACACUCACUAUUUUGUCAUGACGGCCAAGAAGCAGAGCCUGCUCAAGAAAGGGGUCAUCCUUCAGGACAAAGCGGACAUCGAGAGCCUCCUGUCCCCGGAGAACGUGAACCGGGACGCCCUCCUCAGCUACGCCAAAGAAGCCGCCAACUUCUCCACCAACUACCGCCUGCCCGAACUGGAGUUUGCCCUCAACCACCGGGACCUGCCGGACGUCGACAUGUUUGACUUCACCUGCAUGACACGCUCGGAGAACGCAGCGCUGGUGCGGGAGCACAACGGGGCCCGUCUGCUCCUCGGGCUGGUGGGCGACUGCUUGGUGGAGCCCUUCUGGCCGCUGGGCACCGGCGUGGCCAGGGGCUUCCUCGCCGCCUUCGACGCGGCGUGGAUGGUGCGGCGGUGGGCGGCCGGGACCCCCCCACUGGAGGUGCUGGCCGAGAGGGAGAGCAUCUACCAGCACCUCUCGCAGACCUCCCCAGACAACACCAACAAGAACAUCAGCCAGUACAGCAUCGACCCGGCCACGCGCUACCCCAACAUCAACCUGCAGGCCAUCAAAGCCAGCCAGGUCCGGGAUCUCUACCUCGUGGGCAUGGUGGAGGUGGACCACAAGAGGAAGAGCGACAACCGGCUCAGCACUGCGGUGUCCGGGGAUGCCUACGAAGAGCUGCUGAGAUGGUGCCAGGCCAGCACAGCCGGGUACCGUGGCGUGGCAGUGACCAACUUCACCACCUCCUGGACCAGCGGCUUGGCCCUCUGCGCCCUUGUCCACCGCUUUCGCCCUGACCUGGUGGACUUUGACUCUGUGGACCCCCAGGAUCCCAUCCAGACCCACCAGAUGAUGCUGGACACGGCGGAGCAGGAGCUGGGCAUCCAGCCCGUCCUCUCCAGUGCCGAGAUGGCCACCAUGGCAGAGCCCGACCGCCUGGGGCUCAUCACCUACCUCAGCCAGUUUUACGAAGCUUUCAAGACCUCUCCAGAGGCGGAGGAGGUCAGCAAGAAGCCGCUGUCACCCCGCGGCACGCGAGGGGCCAUCCUCUUCCUCAGCAAGCUGCAGAAGAGCCGGAAUGUGACACACAAGCGUGCCCAGGACAGUGCCCAGAAGGAUGCUGAGGCCAAGAGGAGCUGCAGGGAGGCUGAGCUGGACGUGGGGCUGGAUGGAGACACUCUGGACGGUGCCCACAAGCCGCCACAAAGUGCCACCACGGACCCAGGGCAGCAGCCACCGGCCCGCGGGGAGAGCAGCGACGCCUGCUACUUCUGCGGCCGCCGCGUCUACAUCCUGGAGCGAGCCAGCGCCGAGGGACGCUUCUUCCACCGCGGCUGCUUCCAGUGCCGGCGGUGCGGGGCCACCCUGCGCCUGGGCGACUACGCCUUCGACGAGGAGGACGGUCAUUUUUACUGUUCGCUUCACUACCCCAAUCCACCCGGCAUGGAUCUGCCCCAGGAUGAGCCCCCGGCGCUGCCCGAUGGGGAUGCUGCUGCCACCCACCCACCCUCAGAUGCUGGGAGCCCAUGUGUGGCCCUCAAGGAGGGGGCACCCAGUCCCCUGCAGCCCCCACCAGCAGCCCCACAGCCGGGGGGAGAGCCUGGGGCAGCGGAGGAUGCUGCGGAUGCUGGUGACAUGGAGGAACACGAGCCGCUGGCGCAACCCGAGGAGGAUGCAAGGGAGGAGGAGGGUCCUGGAGUGGAGCCCCAAGGGUCAGCAGAGGAGGGUGAGGAGAGCGGGGGCAGGAGGAAGAUCGUCCUCACGCCGCUGGAGAAGCUCAAGCUGUCCACGCUGAACCUCACCAGUGAAGCAGAGGCCAAGCCGCCGCCAAAGCCGGCUCGCCUGUGGCUCCAAGCAGCACCCAAGACCCUCCCUGCCCAGUGGCAGGGACAAGACACCUGGGAGGAGGAGGAGGAGGAGGAGGAGGAGGAGGAGGAGGAGGAGGAAACAGCCGUGGAGGAAGCUUUGGAGGGGAGCGACAGCGAGAAAGAGGAGGAGGCAGGAGAGGAGGAAGGCACAGACCUUGGCAUCAUGGCAGAGUUGGGCCUGGACCUGGGGGAAGAGGAGAAAUACCCCACCUGGAAGCGCACGCUGACCCGCCGGGCCAGGGAAGCCCAGAUGAAGCGGUUCUGCAAAGCCCAGGCCAUCCAGAGGCGGCUGGAGGAGAUCGAGGUGACGUUCCGGGAGCUGGAGAAGCAGGGCAUCAGGCUGGAGAAGUUACUCCGGGACGAGGCCGGCACCCCGGCCGACCUGAAGACACAGUGGAUGAACCAGCUGCUGCACCUGGUCCAGAAGAAGAACAGCCUGAUGUCUGAGGAGUCAGACCUCAUGAUCAUGGUGCAGGAGCUGAAGCUGGAGGAGCAGCAGGGACAGCUUGACCAGAAGCUCCGGUGCUACAUGAACAGGGAGGAAUCCCUGAAGACACCUGAGGAUCACGCAACCGAGAAGGAGAUCCUGGCGCAGCUGGUGGACGUGGUGGACAAGCGCAACAUGCUCAUCCACAUCCAGGAGGAGAAGCGGCUCAGCGAGCUGCGGGCCUGAUCCGCGCCGGCCCCAGGACCCACCGGGUCCCCCCCUGGGCGGGGGGACAACCAGUGUGUGUCCCCCGACCCCGAGCUGAGCAUCACCCUGAGCUGCCUCUGAAGGUGGUGAUGCCUGAGCUGCCCGCAGGCACAGAAGCUGCCGCAGCGAAUCCAGCUCCCUGCUUGCCAAAGCCUGCCGUGGAAGGGCUGGACCCACUGGUGGACACCCGUGUGGGGAGACACCGAGGAGUGCCCCGGCUUUGGGGUGCAGAGAGGGCACCCCCCCACGCUUGGCUGGAUUGCCUUUGCCUUGUGCUUGCUUGAAAACAAGAUUUGCAGGGGGCCACGAAACGCGGGGGCUGCGGUGGCUCUGCCCGGGGUUUGCUGCGGGAGGAAGAAGCCCCACGGGGAAGUGGGGGUCUCACCCGGUGCAGGAGGUCCCACAGCCAUCCCUGCUUCGAGGGGACGCUUGGUUGGGGCAUUGAAAGUGUUUUGCUUGGCAGAGCCCCUCGUGCUCGAGCUGCACCGCUGGCUGCCUCAGGCCAGGCUCCCGGCAGGAUUGGUGCCUCGUCGCUACCUGUCCAGCCCCGGAGGGCUUCGCUCCCGGCAGCGGGGAUGUGACUGCAGCCACCACAGGCAGGUCACGGUGGAGAUGCCAAAUGUGGAGGGGCAGUGUCAGGAGUAGCCCCUGGAAGCCACCCCAGGAUGUCCUUCCCAGUUGGGGGACAUCCAGCCUGGCCUGGGACACCCAUCCUAACCCAGCAUGUCCAUUGCAGCCUGGGACAUCCAUCCCAGCUGGGGACAUCCAUCCCAGCCAGGGAGAGCCAUCUCUUCCAGGGACAUCCAUCCCAGCCAGGGACAUCUGGCUCUACAAAUGGGGCCAGCGACAGACUGGGCUCAUCCCGCCACUGCAUCACUUUUGGGUGCCACAACCACUCUGUCCCUGGCCGCUGCAGGAAACCAGGGUCAGCAACGCCCCUGCAAGGCCCCAGGGCCAGGAAAGAGGAUUUUUGUCCAUCAGCUCCCCAAGGGAAUUGUGCCAGAGCAGGCACUGCGUGACAUCAAGGACAAGGGACACCAGCAGCCAUGUCCUCCUCGCCCCUUUGGGGUUUCUCCUGCUUGGCAGUGCCACGCUGGCCUUUACACAGACCUCUCAGACCUUCGCGGGGUCCCCGGUUGUUGCGGGGUGGCCUCCGUGGCCAAAUGGUGUUUACGGCAGCCCCAGUCAUGUCAUGCACGGGGGUCUGGUAGCGAUACCUCCCGACAUUCAGCCCUCAUCCUGCCCCUCCCUUCAGAGCCCCCCCAAUCUCUUCCAUCUGCCUUGUGUUUGUACCAGCCCUACUAUCCUGCUGCAACCCCCCAACCCUUUGAAUAAAGCCUCCCUGACCCGGCA